AUGGCCUACACCUCCACGUUCUUAGUGUCAAACAUCCACUGCCCGUCUUGCGUGUCCUAUGUUCAAGAUACACUAAAUGGAAUCCCAGGAAUCCAGUCCAUCCAAGUCUCACUUAUUGACCAAACCAUCCGCGUCAAACAUGCACAGGACUCCACACGAGAAGUCAUUGUCAGUGAACUAAUCAAGUCAGCUUUCGAAGUCGAGCAUGUCACAACCAUCCGAGCCGACGGGGUUCAGUCUCACGACUCCGAUGUGUCACCACGCCCUGCAAACGCCCAGCUCUCUCGAUCCCGCUGGCUCAUGUCCCGUGCCCAACGCAAACACAUAGAAAACUGCAAGGCGUGUCAACGCGAAAAAGGCCAACGAUCAAGGCCAAAACUAUCAUGGUCUUCUCUUAUGCGACUGCGCCGCCGGCAAGCGCAUCCGAAACAGACAUCUACCGACGAAGAGGCCGCGAUUUCAGACGACACACUGGCAGAACACAAGCUGUCAAGCAAAAAUGUCGAUGGCGCAGGAGAAGAGAGUGCACCUUGCCACUAUGUUGCCACCAUAUCGAUUGGCGGUAUGACAUGCGCCUCUUGCACAAGUUCAAUCACAAAGGGCCUUGACAGUCUAGAUUUUGUGGAUUCAGUAAAUGUCAAUCUAAUGAGGAAUGAUGCAAGAGUGGUUUAUCAAGGACCCCAAAGCAACUCGGACAAACUCGUCGAAGCGAUUGAAGAGCUAGGAUAUGAGGCCGUCAUCGAUGAUACACAGCCAUUAGUGCAGGACAAGCCUCUCUCUGACGAUGAACACGAGAGCCAUAAAGUUACCCUCAGCAUUGAAGGGAUGACCUGUGGAAGUUGUGUCGGCACGAUCUCCCGGGGACUUGAGGAGCUUCCGUUCAUCCAAGAUGUCAACAUUGACCUCGUUGGGAACCGCGGCCUUGUGAUCUUCCGCGGGAAACAACAUCUUGAAGCAAUACUGGAGAAGAUUGAGGACCUGGGUUAUGAAGCGUCUGUUAUCAAAUUAGAGAGCACUGCCAAGUCGGCCGGGGCCCCAAGAGAAGAGAGGACAAUCCAGCUCAAGGUCGACGGCAUGUACUGUGAACAUUGUCCUCAGAAUAUCACAACCGCUAUCCACUCUGCACUCUCAGGUGUUGACGAACCGAGUUAUACCAUAACUCAACCACCCACGCUGAAAGACCCGAUCAUCACCGUCACCUACCGGCCUUCACGCCAAGUCAAUGUACGCAGCUUCAUAGCCGCCAUCGAUGCGUCGCAUGAUGCUUUAAAGGCAAGUGUAUAUCAUCCGCCAACGCUAGAAGAGCGAUCGCGACGAUUACAGCGGAAAGAAAUGAAGCAUAUCCUUUGGCGGCUACUGUUCACCGGCAUAGUGGCUAUCCCCACUUUCAUCGUCGGGGUCGUGUACAUGAGCUUGGUUCCAAAAUCCAAUUCUACGAGGCGCUGGUGGGAACAGCCCAUUUUAGCCGGUCAAGCUAUGCGGCUCGAGUGGGCACUUUUCUUCAUGACCACACCGGUCAUGUUCUUUGGCACAGAUCUCUUCCAUUCCCGCGCAUACAAGGAAAUCAAGGCGAUGUGGAGGCCGAACAGCAAAAUACCCCUUCUACGUCGAUUUUACCGGUUUGGCAGCAUGAAUCUUCUGAUCAGUGCAGGAGCUUCGGUAGCCUAUUUCUCCUCGUUGGCUGUUCUUAUUAUGGAUGCUACGACUAAAUCAACCGACAUGGACCAGCAUCGUUCCUCGGAUACUUAUUUCGACACAGUAACCUUCCUCACCUUCUUCAUCCUGAUUGGUCGCUUCCUGGAGGCCUACAGCAAGACCAAGACUGGUGAUGCUGUGGCGAUGCUCAGCAAUCUCAGACCUUCAACUGCUCUGCUUGUCAAAGAGGACACGAGCGACAAUGCAUCCGCUAGCACCGAAACCAUUCCCGUUGAUCAGCUGGAGACAGGCGAUCUUGUUCAGAUUCCUCACGGAACGUCUCCCCCAACUGACGGCGUCAUCAUUAGCCAAGGCACAUUUCUCUUCGACGAGAGCUCGCUAACUGGAGAAUCGAAGCCAGUCACGAAGACUGCUGGCGACGAGGUCUUUACGGGAUCUGUGAAUGUAUCCGACCCUGUGCGGAUUAGAGUGACCGGCGUUGGUGGCACAUCAAUGCUAGACCGGAUUGUAAGCGUUGUCCGCGAAGGCCAGGCGAAAAGAGCACCCAUUGAGCGCAUUGCAGAUAUCCUCACAGGGUACUUUGUCCCAGUAAUCACGCUCAUUGCCAUCACAACCUGGGUAAUCUGGAUGGGUUUGGGCUUGUCCGGAACCCUUCCUCAGGCAUGGCUUGAUGUGACGCAGGGAGGCUGGCCGUUCUGGUCUCUUGAGUUCGCCAUCGCCGUCUUCGUGGUGGCUUGCCCGUGUGGCAUUGGCCUUGCCGCACCCACUGCACUCUUCGUUGGGGGUGGAUUGGCCGCGAAACAAGGCGUCCUCGUACAAGGUGGUGGUGAGGCAUUCCAGGAGGCAUCGCGAUUGGACGCUAUUGUCUUCGACAAGACCGGUACGUUGACCGAGGGCCAAAUGCGGGUCACCGACUUUGAGUGUAUCCAGAACAGUCAAAGCAGUGACGCGAUACUUGACAAGAACAUUAUCCUAGCGUCAUCUCGCAUGCUCGAGGAGGCAAGUGCGCAUCCGAUCGCAAAAGCUGUCGCAAGCUACUGCGCGGAGCACUCGACAAGUGUUUCGAUUGACCUUGAGGAGAUCAAAGAGAUUCCCGGGCAGGGAAUGACAGGUAAAUUUCUGGUCAAAGGCGAUUCCUCUACCUCACGAUAUGAGAUUGCCAUCGGAAACGAGAGACUUUUACAGAACCUUUGUCCGGCUGAAAAUUCGGGCUCGGAGUUCUCUGCCACCAAAGAUAAAGUCGCCCUAACGAUCAAAGGCGACGACUUCUACCUCAACCCGAUACUCAAGAAGCACCAAUCUCUCGGUCAUUCAACCGCUAUUUUUGCUGUUCGACAGGUGCCGGAAGACGCUGAGAAGGCCAAGUCAUCGUCAUCUUAUCAGGCUUUGGCUGUCUUUGCAAUCGCAGACCCGAUCCGCCUUGAGGCACCCCAAGUACUCGAAUCUCUACGCAGCGUCGGGCUCGAUAUUCACAUGUGCACAGGAGACAAUCAAACUACGGCCUUGGCCAUCGCCUCCCAGCUUGGGAUUCCCGCCAGCAACGUGCGUGCAGGUGUCCUUCCACAGGACAAAGCCAGCUAUAUCCGCGAGCUGCAAGGCUUAUCUUCUGGCGAACCCACGGAUCGAAAGGAUGGUCGCAAGAUCAUUGGGUUCGUGGGUGAUGGCACAAAUGAUACCCCUGCUCUAUCUGCCGCCGAUGUGUCCAUUGCACUCUCUUCCGGUUCUGAUGUGGCAAUGACCACUUCAUCGUUCAUCCUCCUCAACUCCGACCUCAAUACUAUCCUCUCGCUCGUUAGACUUGCCAAACGGGUGUUUUUACGAGUCAAGUUGAAUUUUGCCUGGGCAGCGGUGUACAACCUGUGCUUGGUCCCUGUUGCGGCGGGGGUAUUCUUUCCUAUUGGAGCGAACGAGCACCAUGGCGGGUGGAGGCUGAACCCGGUUUGGGCGAGCAUCGCCAUGGCGGCGAGUAGUGUAAGUGUUGUGAUGAGCAGUCUGGCGCUGCGGCUGCCUGAGUUGCAGAUCAAGACGGGGAAGUGGAAGAGGUGA
Messenger RNA from Fonsecaea pedrosoi CBS 271.37, 3702 nucleotides. RefSeq lists its product as uncharacterized. The record is from RefSeq and is a predicted model, not a curated record. Gene Ontology annotation, molecular function: ATP binding; P-type divalent copper transporter activity; copper ion binding. Lineage: Eukaryota; Fungi; Ascomycota; Eurotiomycetes; Chaetothyriales; Herpotrichiellaceae. The coding region runs from base 1 to 3702 and encodes 1233 amino acids. Gene Ontology annotation, cellular component: membrane. The transcript has a single exon. Gene Ontology annotation, biological process: monoatomic cation transport; copper ion homeostasis.